AUGAUCUCGGGACGUGGAGGAGCCGGCGCUCGGGGAAGGAUUCGUCCUCCUCGUCGCAUUGUGCGUCCAAAUGAAGCUGCCGAGGGUUCCGAUUUCGAGGCUUGCUGGAAGAUGCUAGAUGAAGCCCUGCGCGACAUUCACAUGAAGAAUUGCAGCCGACUGUCAUUCGAGGAGCUGUACCGAGCCGCCUACAAGAUGGUACUUAAGAAGAAAGGCGAAUUGCUUUAUGAUAGGGUCAAAGCUUUCGAGGAACAGUGGUUCGCAGAUCAUGUUAUCCCCAAGAUUCGAGAACUCGUCAGCAAGAGCCUGAUCAACAUUGGCGCCGAACGAACCUCGACGACGUCCGUCAAUGAGAGGCGGCAGACAGGGGAGAGAUUCCUCAAAGGUCUGCGUGAUACUUGGGAAGAUCAUAACAUGUCAAUGAACAUGACCGCCGAUAUUCUUAUGUAUCUCGACAGGGGCUACGCGCAGCUCGAGGCCCAACGAACCCCCAUCUUCGCCACCACCAUCGCGCUUUUCCGUGAUCAUAUUCUACGAUCUUCGCUGAACACGAACACAAAGGGCAAGGUGAUCGAUAUCCUUAUAUCAGUGGUCCUCGACCAGAUUGAUAUGGAGCGCGAAGGAGAUAUUAUCGAUAGAAAUCUUAUCCGAAGCUGUAGUCGAAUGCUCAGCAGCCUCUACGAAACCGAAGAAGAGAAGGAAAACGAUAAACUGUACAUGACAGUAUUCGAACCUCGCUUCCUCGAGAACAGCAAGACAUACUAUGCCGCUGAGUGUGAGAAACUACUACGCGAAUCGGAUGCCGGAGCUUGGUUGCGACACACCCAACUGCGACUGAAUGAAGAAAUCGAUCGAUGCGGAACAACAAUCGAAUUAGAGACAUUACCCAAAGUCACGCAAACAAUUGAUCAAGAACUCAUAGUCAAGCAUCUGUCCGAAUUUUUGGCUCUUGAAGGGAGUGGCCUGAAAUGGAUGAUUGACAAUGACAAGAUUGACGACCUCUCGAUUCUCUACAAACUCAUCUCCAGGGUCGAUUCAAAGAAGACUGCUUUACGAGACAUUUUGCAGAGUCGCGUGGUUGAGCUAGGCCUGGAGAUUGAGAAGGUACUGAAGAACACCGAUUUCUCGUCCGGUCAUGGCGAAGGAGACGAGGCCGGUGAAGGGGAAAAGACAAAGAUCUUGAACCCUGCGGCGCAGCAGACAGCUGCUGCGAUUAAAUGGGUAGACGAUGUACUCCGUCUGAAGGACAAGUUCGAUAACCUCUGGGCUCGUUGCUUUCAAGGAGAUCUUAUUAUCCAAAGCGCAUUAACCAAGAGCUUCUCUGACUUCAUCAAUAUGUUCAGCCGCAGCUCUGAAUAUGUCUCUCUGUUCAUCGAUGACAACCUGAAGAGAGGAAUCAAAGGCAAGACAGAGGCAGAAGUCGAUAUCGUUCUAGAGAAAGCUAUCGUCCUGAUCCGAUACCUUCAGGAUAGAGAUCUGUUCCAGACAUACUACCAGAGACAUCUGGCAAGACGUCUUCUUCACGGAAAGUCCGAAAGCCAUGAUGUUGAAAAGCAGAUCAUUUCCCGAAUGAAACAAGAACUGGGCCAACAGUUCACCAGCAAGUUCGAAGGCAUGUUCAGAGAUCUUGUCACGUCAACAGAGCUCACCAGCGGCUAUCGUGACCACAUUCGUGACCUGGGAGAUGGCAGCGGCAAAACCAUCGACCUUAAUAUCAACGUUCUCACUACAAACUACUGGCCACCCGAGGUCAUGGGCCGAACUACGCAGAUUGGCGAAGGAUCUCGUGUUACGUGCACAUACCCCCCUGAACUGCGACGACUGCAGGCGAGCUUUGAGCAGUACUAUCUAACUAACCGUAAUGGACGCAAGCUCACCUGGAUUGGUACCACUGGCAGUUCAGAUGUCAAAUGUACCUUUCCGGCCAUCCCUGGAAAGUCUGGCCCGCUCUCUCGGGAGCGAAGAUACGAGAUCAACGUACCGACUUUUGCGAUGGUUGUCUUGCUUCUCUUCAACGAUCUUGAGGAGGGCCAGUCAUUAACCUUCGAAGAGAUCCAAGCUAAGACCAACAUCUCAACUCCAGAUCUCAUGAGGACGCUGACAGCUAUUGCUGUGGCACCCAAGUCCCGCGUCUUGAUGAAAGAUCCUGCCAAUAAAUCUGUAAAAGCAGGCGAUAAGUUUUCUUUCAAUGCAUCUUUCCAGAGCAAGACCAUACGAAUCAAAGCACCCAUCAUCAACGCGGUGUCCAAGGUCGAAGAUAAUACGGAACGAAAGAACACUGAGGAGAAGAACAACCAAACCAGAGCUCACGUUGUCGAUGCGGCAAUUGUGCGAAUCAUGAAAUCUCGAAAGGAGCUUUCUCACUCACAGCUCACUAGUGAAGUUCUGUCACAGCUCUCCGGCAGCUUUCGCCCCGAGGUUGCCCUCAUCAAGAAGCGUAUCGAAGAUCUCAUCGCGAGAGAAUAUCUUGAGCGCCCUGAUGAAGAUGACGCGCCAACUUUGUAUCGCUACGUAGCGUAG
Fusarium mangiferae is the source of this 2520-nucleotide messenger RNA. RefSeq lists its product as uncharacterized. The record is from RefSeq and is a predicted model, not a curated record. Gene Ontology annotation, molecular function: ubiquitin protein ligase binding. Gene Ontology annotation, cellular component: Cul3-RING ubiquitin ligase complex. Gene Ontology annotation, biological process: protein ubiquitination; ubiquitin-dependent protein catabolic process. The transcript is spliced from 3 exons. Lineage: Eukaryota; Fungi; Ascomycota; Sordariomycetes; Hypocreales; Nectriaceae. The coding region runs from base 1 to 2520 and encodes 839 amino acids.